AGGAGGAGUACGGUAUCUCUACCAAGGAGGUCCUCCUCCUUGGAGGAGCACCUGGAAGGUAGGAAUGACAGCUCCCUCGGGGGAGAUAAGGAGGAUGAAGGAAGAAGACCUCCAAGGGGGUCCUCCUUGGAGGAAUACCUGAGAGCUAGGAAUGACAAGGUUUCCCCCACUGGAGGAGGCGUUGUUCACGUCGAGGGGCAAGGUAGUAAUCCAUCCCAGAGAGGUUUGGCGAAGCAGCAGCAGCAGCAGCAGCAGGAGCCAAGGGCACCUGAGGAGGACAAUGAGGGCAGUGGUGCCCUCAGCUUGGCGGGACAGAUGUUUCUCAGUUGGGCCCAGUGCUUCGGCGGGAAGCUGACCUUCGAGAAGACCGUCGGAGUCGACUUCGACGAGCCCUCCAUCCCCCUCCUGUCGAAGGGCAACGCCGCCAUCACCAACGAGUGCAGCGGCACCUGCAGCAACGCCCCUGGGUGCCAGGCUUUCUCCUUGGAUUACACCACGGGAAACUGCAAGUCCUUCGACCGCACCUCAGUGGGUCGCCGGCGGUCGAUUUACAACAGCCAGGGGACGAAUUUCUUCGAGAAAAUCUGCCUCAGGGGAGUGGAUUACGGUCGUCUAUGCGGCAGCGAGCGUCUCUGGGCUUUCGAACGCGUACUGGACGCGUUCCUGGAAGGAUACGACAACAAGACCAUCCCAAAUGUGGACACCAGGACCGAUUGCAUGAGGUUCUGUCUUAUCGAGACCGACUUCAUUUGCAGGUCUGCUGAAUACGACACCAUCAGAAAGCUCUGUCGCCUGAGUCCUGAAGAUCGUCGGACGCGACCGAGUGAAUUCGUGUCUUCGCCUGGAUCGUCUAUAGACUACUUGGAGAACCAGUGUGCAAGGACCCUCCCGGACUGCCGUUACAACCAGCAGUUCGACGCCAUGGUCAUCUCAAUGGACGCCUUGGAGUUCGCCUCUGUCAUAGACGAUUGCCAGAGCCUCUGCGACAAUCUGCGAUUCAUAACUUGUAGGUCGUUCACCUACGCGCCUACGGAGAAGAGAUGCUACCUGUCUGGCGAUGACUCGAUAUCUCUCAACAAAACUGUUUUGCCCAUCAAAUCGGGUGUCAUAACUGGCGAAAAACAGUGUACAGUCAGCCAGUGCGAGAGAGACCAAGGAACAAUUAUUUACGAGAAGAUCACAGGGCAGAGCGUCAGGUCCGCUAGAGAAGAACUCUAUACCCUAGACAGCUCCGCCCCUGGGGGUUUCACAGAGAGAUGCGCCAAGAGAUGUAUGGAAGACGCUGGCAACUGUCCGUCCUUCGCCGUCGACUACGCAAGCAGUCGAUGUCUCAAACUCGACCGAAACACUCAAGGACGAGCCUCCGAGCUCUACUCCUCGAGCGGCAAGAGCUACUUCGAGAAGACCUGCGUCAGAGCCAACUUGCCACCCAGCUGCAGAGGAAAGACGUGGCACUUCGAGCGGGUUCCUGGAAAGGAACUGAGAGGUCUGGAUGACCGCGUCAUUCCAGAUGUGCAGAACCGGAGGGACUGUGUUGAGAUGUGUCUGCGGGAGACUCAGUUCGUCUGCCGAUCUGCCGAAUACGACGACACCAAACUCCAGUGUCGCCUGAGCAGCAAGGACAGGAGAUCUGAUCCCACGGACUUUGUGGAUGCUUUGACCAACACUGUGGAGUACCUGGAGAAUCAGUGCGCGCCAGUGGAUACCACGUGCCCAUACCAAGUGAACUCGGGCGCCUACCCGCGCUACCUGGAUGCCACCAUCGAGGGCGUGGGCUCUGACCUCGAAUGCCAGCAACGGUGCACCAGCUAUACCCAGUUCAACUGCAGGUCACUGGCCUUCCGCCCGACUGGCCUGCAGUGUUUCAUCUCAGGCGAUGAUCGAGCAUCAGCUGGGAGAGAGGCCGUCGUCAACCGGCCCGGCACGACAUUCUACGACCGCGACUGCACGGCCUCCGGCCCUACGACUCCUCCAGGAGGUAUAGGAGGUGGAACUGGCAUUGGUGGAACUGGGACAGGUGGUACGGGUGGCACCACAGGACCAGGGGGAGGUGGAACUGGUAUUGGCGGAGGAGGAGGUGGAACUGGUAUUGGCGGAGGAGGAGGUGGAACUGGUAUUGGCGGAGGAGGAGGAGGCACUGGUAUUGGCACUGGUGGAACAGGUGGAACUGGUAUUGGCACUGGAGGAACGGGUGGAACCGGUGGCACUAGUGGAACCGGUGGCACUGGUGGAACUGGGGGCACGGGGGCCACGUUCCCCCCGACGACGUUCCGACCAGGAGGAGGGGAAGACAAUUUUCUGUUCCAAGUAGACCGAUGCUCAUUCGGAAGGCUCACCUACGAGAAGGUCACGGGAUACGAGCUCGCCGGGAUCAGCUCCCUGCCUCUCUACUCGUCCAGGGAUCCAGGAAUCACCACCGAAUGUACCCGUAGAUGUAGCAAUACGGACUCCUGCAUGGCUUUCAACCUGGACUACAACCGUUUCGAGUGUUAUGCCCUCGACAGCAGCGCCGUAGAUGCCCCUUCAAAUCUGAGGAGGUCCGCCGGAGUGGCUUACUUCGAAGGGGUGUGCCUCAGGGUAGGUGGAUGCGGCCUUCUGUGGACCUACGAGAGGGUUUCCAAUUUCGAGCUCAGGGGACAAGAGAGGGAGACCUACAAUGGAAUCACGAAAUCCGAAUGCAUGGACCGGUGCCUGGAAGAGAGGAGAUUCGUGUGUCGGUCUGCUACCUACGAGUACGCUCAGAGAAUUUGCCGAAUCUCAGAUCAAAACAGGUUCUCGGCUCCUACGUCUUUCCAGGCUGCGCCCAACGUUGAUUACAUGGAGAACCAGUGCGCUCCCAGGCCACGCGACUGCCGCUACACCAACAACCAAAAGGACAGGUACUUGAUCUACACCUCCAAGACGGUGAACGCCUUCACUGACAUCGCAUGCCAGAGGGCUUGUGACAUCGAGAGCGAGUUCAACUGCAGGUCCUACUCCUUCAUGAGCCAGAGUGGUACAACUGGAGACCAGUGUUACCUGAGCGGAGAGACUGGAACGAACGCUGGAAACAGCAACUUCCAGUUCAGGGGCGGGGCGCUCUUCGCCGAGAAGCAGUGCAACGAUUACAGUACCACAGGUUCAGCUGGUGGAGGAGGCUUUGGAGGCUCUGGAGGCUCUGGUGGAUCUGGAGGAGGGUCCUUUGGAGGAGGUUCAGGCUCUGGUGGGUCUGGAGGAGGCUCCUUUGGAGGAGGAUCAGGCUCUGGUGGGUCUGGAGGAGGCUCCUUUGGAGGAGGUUCAGGCUCUGGUGGGUCUGGAGGAGGAUUUGGAGGAGGUUCAGGCUCUGGUGGGUCUGGAGGAGGAUUUGGAGGCUCUGGGGGAACUGGAGGUGGCUUUGGAGGCUCUGGGGGAACUGGAGGAGGCUUUGGAGGCUCAGGGGGAACUGGAGGAGGCUUUGGAGGCUCAGGGGGAACUGGAGGAGGGUCCUUUGGAGGAGGAGGAGGAGGAGGAAGUUCGAAUGGAAGUGGAGGAGGAUUUGGUGGAUCAGGAGGGGGAACUGGUGGUGGUGGAGGAAGUGGAAGCGGAGGCUUUGGAGGCUCCGGAGGGUUUGGUGGCUCUGGAACUUCUGGAGGGUUUGGUGGCUCUGGAGGCUCUGGAAGUUCCGGAGGCUCUGGAGGCUUUGGUGGCUCAGGAGGUUUUGGUGGCUCAGGAGGAUUUGGUGGCUCUGGAGGCUCUGGGGGCGGUGGGGGCGGUGGGGGCGGUGGUGGUGCUGGAGGUGCUGGAGGCUCUGGUGGCUUUGGUGGAUCUGGAGGCUCUGGGGGCUUCGGUGGAAGCGGAGGCUCCGGAGGCUUUGGCGGAUCUGGAGGCUCUGGAGGUUUUGGAGGCUCUGGAGGGUUUGGUGGCUCAGGAGGAUCCGGAGGAGGUUUUGGUGGUGGCACACGACCUGGAGGAGGAGGAGGAGGAGCAGGAGCAGGAGGUGGAGGAGGCUCCGGCAGUUCAGGAGGCAGUGUAUCUCCAGGCGGACCUGACGUCGUUACCUGUCGCUUUGCCCCGUCCUACGAUAAGGUUAUGGGGGUGGACCUGCGUGGCGCCAGAGAGGAGAUGCGAGCCAGAGACCAGUUGGGCAUCACCAUCGACUGCCUGAAGGAAUGCGACCGCCGAGGGAACAGGUGCCUAGCGGUCACCCUGGAAACCUCUCCAGCCACUGCCCAGAGGUGCUACUCCCUGGACUCUGCCGCCGGGGCAGACACCAACCUCCUGACACCUAAUCCCCAGGUGUCUUACUUUGAGAAAGUCUGCAUACCAGAACGAGGCUGUGGCAAAGCCUGGACGUUCGUGCGCGUGCCCGGGUAUGACCUGAACGUCAACGGGCGUGUGAUCAACAAUGUCAGGUCAAGAGAGGAGUGCCAAGCUGAGUGCCUGAGAGCCACAAGCAUUCCUUGCAGGUCAGCCGUGUAUGACAGAAGGCAACGCACUUGCAAAAUAAUGCCGGAGACCAGACGAACCGACCCGGACAAAUACGGCUUCAGGUCACGUGACGUGGAGUUCAUGGAGAACCAGUGUGCUCCAGAUCCUCCAAACUGCGACUACGCCAACUUCGAAGGGCGCUUCUUGCCUUACUUCGAUAGAUUCUUCACUAACGUGUUCGACCCUGCAGAAUGUAAACAAUACUGUGAUGGAGAGAGAGAUUUCACUUGCCGUAGCUACAACUUCCAGUCCUUCCGAAGGGAAUGCUCUUUGAGUUCGGACGACACUUUCACCGUCGGAGGACAGAAUGCCCUCCAGGUUGAGAGGGACUACUUCUAUUCCGAAAGAGCUGCUUGUAAAACAGUCAAGGUCGACUGUACUCCAACGGACAUGCUAGUGACCUUCACCUUUGGCACGGCCUUCGAAGGGCGAGUGUAUGCCACGGGCAAUGCCCAGGCCUGCUUCGAAAUGGGCAACAGACAGACUCAGGUCGUUCUGCGCGUGCCCUUGGGCAAUACGUGUGGCACACGAGAAGAGAGCAAAGGGAAAUUCGUCAACACAGUAGUCGUGCAGCAGCAUCCGUUGAUCAUGCAGGAAUCUGACAGGACCGUGAGAGUGGAGUGUUCGUUCGAGGCAGGUGACCAGACAGUCAGCUUUGCCCCGCAAGGCGGAGCUGGAAGAACUGGAGGAGGCAUCGACAUCAAUUCGAAGGAACACGAACUAGCAACCAAUUUCAUUACUGGAUUCAGUAAGAGAAUUGAUAACAUAACAAGCGCCGCCUUCCGUCCUGGCGGCGAAAACGACAUCAUCAGCAACACGGCGCCGACGCCGACGGUGCGCAUGCGCAUCUACAAGGCCAACGACCAGGAGGCCAACAACGUGGACCUCGGCGAGCUGCUGACGCUGAAGAUCGAGAUGGAGCAGCAGUCGGCCUUCGCCAUCUUCGCGCGCAAUCUGGAGGCGCGAACAGACAACGGAGAGCUCAUGACGCUCAUCGACAACAUUGGAUGUCCUCGAUAUCCCAACAUCUUCCCAGAACUCCUGGUGGAAGACAGAACCAAGAACCUCUACGCCAACUUCAAGGCCUUCAGGUUCCCCUCGACGGCCAGGGUCAACUUCGUCGCCACCGUCAGGUUCUGCCAGGAGGCCUGCGACCCGGUCAACUGUGGAGGAGGGGUCGUAUCGUACGGCAGGCGCCGCCGUAGAGCAGUCAACGCGACGCUGUUCGACGCCGAGUACGACAACUACCACGACGAUGAAGGGGAUGAGGAUUACGUCGCCGAGAAUGUCACCGAGGUGAAGCUCCACUUCUCGUCAGAUGGCACCACCGAGGGCAGUUACACCUACAGCUUCUCGCCUCUCCGAGGAACGCCAGGUUCUCAGAAUAAGUCUGCUGACGACGAUCAUGUCACGGAGCCCAUUAAAACCACGAAGCGUUCUGUGCCUCUCUCGUCGACCUCUCCCGCCACGAGUGGCAGGAUCUCUCGCUCCACGGAGUCCGAAAUUUCCUCUAGCGGGACCACCCCGAAGUCAGAGGACAGGGCGACCACCGAGAGAAGCCCGCCGAAGGCCGAGAUGCCCAGCGACAUACCCGUGGCACUGUCGCUCGUGGUUGGUGAAGACACGAUGCCCGAAGGCUGGGACGAACGUGACAGAUAUCGAUACAGAGAUGCGGACGACUACGUGUGCACCCCGACGUCGACGGUCAUCGCCGCUGUGCUCACCUUGAUGCUGCUGAUGGGCGCUUCGGUCGCUGGAUUCGUCUUCUUCUACCGCGGGAAAAAGCGACACUGGCAGAAGAUGGGGAACAGCGACCCCUUCCCCAUCCCGCCACAGCCGAAGAACCAGUUCUUCAACAGCCCGGAGGUCAUGUUCCGCGCAGCCUACGGGGGCUUCCCAGGGCAAUCCAACAUGGCGACCAACAUGGCCGCCUUCGCUGCAGCCCAGACGCUUUCGCCUAUACACCAAGAAGAAGCGCCACAGUACAAGGAGUGCUGAUGAAGAACCCGUUCAUUAUCCCCAGUCUGUAAUGGUUACUUAACCCAAAUCUGUCACUAAUUAACUUUAAUUGAUUUAAAACUAUUCGUUUCGUAGUGAUGUCUAAAGGGGUAAACCAAGUGUUCGGAAUCUAAAGCAGUUAAAUUAGUUUUUUUUUAGGUUCUUUCGUAACUUUGGUUAAUAUUACCCAAUCUGUAACGUUGCUGGAUUCAAAUCACACUUUUAGGAUACUAAUUGAAAGGAUAAUUUUGUUAGCAUUUUUUUUUAAACUUAAGUGGAUAAAAUCCUUUCAUAAACGAAAACUCAAUUUGAUUUGUGAAUUCCAUUACAAGGACAAGACUUUGUUACCAUUUUUGUUUUCAUUGUGUUUUUUUAUAAAUUUAAAAUUAGUUCCUUAGAUUCGAAGAACCGAAGAAUGCAAAAGUCCAUUGCAAAUGAAAGAAGAAUACAAAGAAGUAUUUUGCAAAUCAAAAAUAUUUUUCUAAUGAUUGCUUUACAUAUUCUUUUGAACCCUUGUUCAUUCUAUGCUUGUAAAUAGCUUAGUUGUUAAGGAACCUUUGGAGCGCUAUAUAAUAUAUGUAUCAAGUUUUGCACUUGCCCUGUCUACUUAAGUAAGUAAUGCUUUCAAGAAUACUUCUUGUAAAUACUUAUAAACUUGACUUUUCUAUUUUUUCUUUUUUCUUUUUGGCGAAGGUACUGGAGAAUUUAGGAGACUUAAAAACAGUUCUUGCUUUGUUGCGUUGGUUUCUGUUGACAUGCUUUAGGCUGUAGUAGUUCGUACUUUAACGAGGAAUCCGGAGAAACAAUAUGCUUUGAAAAGACUAAUUUCCGAAUCGAAAACGAUGACUGAAAAACAUUUCAGUAAUUUUCGUGUUUUUCUCUUUUUUUCCACUUUUACACUCUAUCAUUCACGUCAUUUUUCAUUCUUCUUUACGAAUAUUUACUCAAUUUAGCGUUCAUCAACAUUUUCUGCCUUUGGACAAUGUCAAAUAUGAUAGAAAUGAAAAUAUGGCGAAAUAUUAAUCAACGUUUCGUACACAAUUAGGAAGAUUGCAAGUGAAAUUUAAAAGGAUCGAAAUGAAUUUUUUUAUUAAUAUUUUCCAAAAUAACAAAAACACAUUUUCAAAGCAUCCAGAGAAAACGAUAAUUUAUUUCUAAAUUGCAUUCUAUUUGUCACCCUGCUAUUAAGAAUCAAUGGAGGGUUAGAGCGAUAAUGGAAUAACUCUCUCUCUCUCUCUCUCUCUCUCUCUCUCUCUCUCUCUCUCUCUCUCUCUUUCAAAAUAGGCCCUCUUUCUUUAUAUAUCAAACAACGUUAAUGUUCAAUAUUUCAUGUGACGCAUAAUAUAGUCAUUCAGCCGUUUAUUUUAUUUUAUUUUAUUUUUUUCUGCCUUACUCUCUGUGACUGAUCGAUAACUAGUGAUAUAGCAGCGUUCCUUUUCAUUCCUCCCAUUUAACUUCUCAUCGUCCCAUUACUUUUCAUCCCUUUUCAUCAAAUUUUGACUUCUACCCUACACGCGUAGCUAUAUUAUCUACAAUCCAUUUUUAGGGAAAGUGUGUUCAAUGCGCUUUCGCCCUCUUGUUGGUGACGUACUCAAACCUAAAGAGAUUACUGCUUAAAUUAUUCUGGAAACACAAAGGAGGAAAGAGAAUCCCACUUACUUUACUAUCAUAUUUUAUGCAUUCCGUUUAAUAAUAGAGAAUUAUUAUUAUUGUUAUUAUUUAUUAUCAUUAUUACUAGCAAACAUGUAUACAGAAAUUAUGUAUGAAAAUUCGUAAAGUAACUAAGUCUACGGGCGUAACCAACCUCGUUUCACGGGCAGAACCAGCUCCGAUUCAGGGAAUCCCUUCUCACCCCACCCUCUUCGGAGGGUGGGGGGAGGUAGAAUGAAAUCCCAUUGUAAACCAUCUUAGGGGUCCCCACUAUAACUCUGCCAAGUUUCAUGCCCAUCAGACCAGCCGUGUGGCCGUGAUUGAAUGACAGACAAACGGACAGACAUAAUGCCCAUUAAAGUAAGAUUAUUAUUAUUAUUUACGUGCACAUUCGUGAAACUAGAAAAGAAAAAGAGGUAUAGUAGUGAUACUACACAGAAAAAUUAGCUAAAAAUAGUCUAAAAAAUAGUUUUAUCAAUAUCAUUAGAAAUAUUCAGGAUAAAAACUCUCUUAUUAAUCUUACACUUGAAGCAAUAAAGUUAUUUUAAAUCCCCGUCCUUCCAUUUUCUUUCUCUAAAACAACACAAAACAGAAUCGAAGGGGAAAGAUAUGACCACAGUACUCACCACAUCAAAUCAUCAAUUAGAUAACCCUAUAAUAAUGCAAUUAUUAAUGACUCAAUCCAGGGAGAUUAUCAGAUUAGCUGUGUCAUCACUUGCUCGCCCUUAGGUUAAAUAUUUUUUUAUUUUAUUUUACGGUUUUAUAAGUUAGACGUUUAGGGUAAGGUUAUAUAUACAUACAUAUAUACAUAUAGUAUACAUAUAUAUGUAUAUAUACAUAUAUAAAAAUAUAUAUACAUGUAUAUACGUAUAUCUAUGAAUUUAAUAUUAAUAGGUUAUUUGUGGCUUAAUCUAUAAAAACAUAAAGAUGCCAUAUAUAUAAA
Macrobrachium nipponense is the source of this 9037-nucleotide messenger RNA. RefSeq lists its product as uncharacterized. The coding region runs from base 316 to 6444 and encodes 2042 amino acids. Lineage: Eukaryota; Metazoa; Arthropoda; Malacostraca; Decapoda; Palaemonidae. The record is from RefSeq and is a predicted model, not a curated record. The transcript is spliced from 37 exons.